Molecule: messenger RNA, 1686 nt
Organism: Neolamprologus brichardi
Lineage: Eukaryota; Metazoa; Chordata; Actinopteri; Cichliformes; Cichlidae
Gene: ovch1
Product: ovochymase 1
Biological process (GO): proteolysis
Molecular function (GO): serine-type endopeptidase activity
Source: RefSeq, a predicted model, not a curated record
AUGCUGCUGCUGGUCGUCUGUGUUCUGUCGGUCCACACAGCUGGAGGUUCGACACAGAUCCAGAAUCACCCCACUGUAAAUGGAACUGCGCAGGAAAGCUCGCUGUUCUCCGCACGCUUCGGCUUCACAGACCUCGCUGGGGUGCGCUCCUUCAUGCUGGAGCAGGAGCUGGAAACCCGAAUCAUCGGGGGUCAGGAGGCCUGGGCUCACUCGUGGCCCUGGCAGGUUUCCCUGCAGCUCGCCUCCAUGCCGGCCUGCGGGGGUGCUAUUGUCAGCCCGCUGUGGGUCAUCUCUGCUGCCCACUGCUUCGUAAGGCAUAGUAAAGUAUCCUUGUGGACGGUUCUUGCUGGAAAACAUGACCUGGAUAAAGCUGAGGAGCCUCAGGAGCAGCUGGUGGGAGUCUCCAUGAUCUUCAUCCAUCACAGCUACAACACUGAGUCUAAAGAGAGCGACAUUGCUCUGGUGAAGCUGGAGAAACCACUGGAGUUCAACCACUUCGUCAGACCCAUCGACAUCUGGAUGACGCCGCUGCCUCUGCUCAUGAAAUGCACCAUCACUGGCUGGGGCUCCACCCGAGAGAAUGGCCCUCGAGUCAACAGACUGCAGGAAGUGAAUGUGACCAUUCUGCCCUCGGAUACCUGCAACCAGUACUACCUAGGCAGGAUCAGGCCCUCCAUGUUUUGUGCUGGGAAGGAUGAAGGGGGACUGGAUGCCUGUCAGGGGGACUCUGGAGGUCCUCUGUCCUGCUUCACAGGCACCAGGUAUGAGCUGGCAGGUUUGGUGAGUUGGGGGGUGGGUUGUGGUCGAGCCAAAAGACCUGGAGUGUACACCAGAGUGCAGCAGCAUGUUCAGUGGAUGUCUGACACCAUGGGUGAUCAGGCUCAAGUGUCUGAAGAUGACCUCAUAGAUGAAGAGGAGUGCGGAAAGCAGCAGAGCUCCGGCUGUGAUCAGACUCCUGGCCUCGCCGAAAUCUCGCUGUCUGUGGACGGCGUGUUGUCCGUGGUGAAUGUGACUGAGUCCUGCCCCUUCCUCUGGCCCUGGCAGGUCAGCCUACAGUUUAAUGGUCGCCACUACUGCAGCGGCGCUUUGAUCCACCCCCACUGGGUCAUCACCGCCAAACACUGUGGCGUCAGGGCUAAAGAGGAUGUGGCAGUUUUGGGGCUUCAUGACAUCAAGUUCCUGCCAGUUCAAACCAUCCUAGUGGACAAAGUCUUUAACCCACCGCAGAAAACGGGCUUCCCCCCGAAGUCUAACCUGGCACUGCUUCACCUGAGCGUUUCUGCCAGACUUGGUUCUGAAGUGUCUCCAGUUUGUGUCCCUGAUGAGGAUGACGACCUGGAUGACACCUGGUCUUGUAUCACAGCUGGCUGGGGAGCAACUAAAGCGAAAGAGGGUGUUGAUCCAGACCGGCUGCACCACGCUGGGCUCACACUCGUCAACACAACCUCCUGCAGGCAGAAAUGGGGAGGCUUCAUCACUGACUCUCACAUCUGUUCACAUCCUGCAGGCUCCACAUCCUGUAUGGGAGACUCUGGAGCACCACUCUUCUGUCAGAAAUAUGGCACCUACUUCCUGUUUGGUGUUGUCACAUGGGGCAGCUCGCACUGCAACUCAGAGAAGCCAGCCAUCUUCACCAGAGUGUCAGAUUAUCAGUCGUGGAUCAGAAAGAUGAUUUUCAAAUUCUGA